Cyclospora cayetanensis is the source of this 468-nucleotide messenger RNA. RefSeq names its product DNA-directed RNA polymerase II subunit RPB7. The record is from RefSeq and is a predicted model, not a curated record. Gene Ontology annotation, cellular component: RNA polymerase II, core complex; P-body. NCBI's taxonomy places the organism in Eukaryota, Apicomplexa, Conoidasida, Eucoccidiorida, Eimeriidae. Gene Ontology annotation, biological process: DNA-templated transcription; positive regulation of translational initiation; transcription initiation at RNA polymerase II promoter. Bases 1 to 468 code for a protein of 155 amino acids. The transcript is spliced from 4 exons. Gene Ontology annotation, molecular function: translation initiation factor binding; single-stranded RNA binding; single-stranded DNA binding.
AUGUUUUUCGUCAUCGAACGGUGGGAGUCCGUUGCCUUGCGGCCUGCGCAACUAGGACCCCAGUAUCUCGCCAGCGUGGAGGCACUCUUACGUCAGCAGGUCGAGGGCAAGUGCCUUCAGAGCGUUGGAUACGUGGUCUGCGUCAUCCGGGUGCUCCAAAAUUUACCUGGCAGAAUCCAAGACUCCACUGGCCUCGUAGUCGUAGCUGCGAAGUAUCAGGCCAUUGUUUUCAAGCCUUUCAAGGAAGAGGUGUUUGUCUCGAGGGCUUCUCUGCCUGCGUCUUACACGUUCCAGGAGGAUGACGCCAUGCCAAGUUUCUCAGAUGGUUCUCUUGCCCUCCGAACGGGGGGAGAGAUUCGCUUGAAGCUUCUGGGUGUUCGAUUCGAGGCCUCGCAGAUUUUCGCGGUUGCUACGACGAACGCAGAUUACUUGGGUCCCUUAGAGCCCCGAGACGCGGUUGCCCCUUAG